This is a messenger RNA of Petromyzon marinus (sea lamprey), 7006 nucleotides long. RefSeq names its product solute carrier family 35 member F5 (gene SLC35F5). Gene Ontology annotation, cellular component: membrane. Lineage: Eukaryota; Metazoa; Chordata; Hyperoartia; Petromyzontiformes; Petromyzontidae. The record is from RefSeq and is a predicted model, not a curated record.
GGGGGUGGUGCUGGUGGUGCUGGAGGAUUGUCGAGUAAUGUUGUACAGUUCGGGGUUUUUACUCCCUCUUCACCGCCACAGUUUCUGUCUCGCCGCCGGACGCUACAGGAAGGGAGGAAGCUCACGAGGUACUAAUUACGAAGUUUAACUGCGCUUGGUUCUGCUGUAAUACGUUAAAAACGUUGAUUUCGUUAAAACCCACACGUAGGUUUUUGUGGCAUUACCUUGCUGACAACGUCAACAUAUGCACACUGCGGGCGGUGGGGGAGUGAAAGCCUACGGUAGCAGGGACUCCCGUCUUGCUGCGUCCUUCCCCGCAAGAAAAAAAACAUUCAGCGAGAAAACGAAAUCCGUUCAGUGACCAAAAAAAAUGUAACUGCGGGUGAAAUUCUACAAACUCGUUGUUUCAACGAAGAUGCAGCGAUAAAGUAAAAAAAUAAACCACACCGCAGACAACGUUCAGACGUUGUGUGGGGCUCCGACCGUCGCAUACGAGUGCUGAUCGUGAUUAUAAUGGAGGAAUAAUAAACAAAACAAAAAAAUACUUUAAAGUUGCCGCCAGGGACAUUUUCUGCAUAUAAGUUUGUUGGCCACAAAGUGCCGAAAUGUAAUUUUCAAGACAUCCCGAGAGCCAUCGGCACGGCCUCUCACACUCACAAGCUGAGUGUUGCGUGCAGCCGUGCUGGGCGGCGCCGACCGUUGCUGGGGCUGGCGGUGAUGCAGCGCGCCUCCCCUGUCGCCGCCGCCCCCCCGGCACUCACCGCGCCACGCCGCCGCAUGCUGCUCGGGGUCUUCAUCCUCCUCCUCGUCGACAUCAUCUGGGUCGCCUCCUCUGAGCUCACCUGGUAUGCUUUCCGCACAUUUGAGAAGCCCUUUUUCAGUACAUUUGCCAAGACUUCCAUGUUUGUGGUCUACCUACUUGGGUUCCUGCUCUGGAAGCCGUGGCGCGAGAAGUGCAUGCAGGGGGUCUGCUUGGCGCACAGCGUUCCGUUUAUUGAGACGGAUGUUGGUUGCAUUAGCACCAAAAGCCGCAGUGAAGCCAGCGCCAAUUCCUUGUUGGGUGAACCACUGUACAUGCCCGUGAAUUUUAAUGACUCCAGUGGAGAACAAAGCAACAGCGUUGAGGGCAAUGAUACAGAAGAUCCUGGCGACGCCAAGAGGCCACGCGUGCGCUUCAGCAAGCUGACGGAGGUGCGGCAGCUGCCGUCGAGGGAUGCGCUGGCUGCCAAGCUGUCACGCAUGUCCUACUGGGCCGGGAGAGACCACGAGGCGGCCAUCCGGGCCGCGGGCAAGCUUCCUGUGGGCCAGGUCGCCAAGAUCAGCCUGCUGUUGUGCUUUGUGUGGUUCAUGGCCAAUUUGUCCUUUCAAACAGCACUGGUAAAAACCCAGGUCGCCAUUGUGAACAUUCUCACCUCUACAUCUGGUCUGUUCACGCUGGUGCUGGCUGGUGUGUUCCCCAGUAACAGCGGAGAUCGCUUCACUCUCUCAAAACUGUUGGCUGUUGGCCUCAGUAUUGGUGGCGAGGUGCUGGUGAGGGUGUCUCUCAGCACACAGCCAGGAGACAAACAAGAGCUUGGCUUCGUGUGCUCUUUGGCGGGCGCGGCACUCUACGCAGUGUACGUGGUGAUUCUCAAGAGGCGGGUAGAGAGGGAGGACAAGGUGGACCUGCCCAUGUUCCUUGGCUUUUUGGGAUUGUUCUGCAUGCUGUUCUUUUGGCCGGCGUUCUUCCUGCUGCAUUAUACGGGGCUGGAGCCAUUCGAGCUUCCUAGCCGCACAGUCUGGCUCUGCCUGCUGCUCAACGGCAUUUUGGGCACUGCCAUCACUGAGGCUCUCUGGCUCUGGGGCUGCUUCUUGACGUCAUCGCUCAUGGGAACUCUGGCGCUCAGCCUAACUGUACCCUUGGCUGUCUUAGCCGAUAUUUUCUUCAGGAAGGUGCAGUUCACGUGGCUCUUCUUCCUGGGCUGCACACCCAUCUUCCUGGCAUUCGCGGCAGCGGCAACGCUCUGCCACUACAACAAUUGGGACCCCGCCACAGUGGGCCUACGCCGCAUCUUCGCCUUCCUGUGCCGGCGGCAGCGCAUGCAGAGGACGAGUGACCCCGAGCAAUGUGAGAGCCUCAUACCCCUGCAGACAGUGCCAGCCCCCGGAGGCAGCCGCGCGUGACGCCAAGUGACGCUCAACCAAUGCUGAUACAGCCACAACUCUCAACUUGGAUGCAGAGCUGUUCCGUGUUAUGUUGGAUGGGCAGACGUGCGGGCGGGAGAGGACAAACCAAAAAUAUAUUCCCUCCUCUUGAAGGACUGCUCCAGUAGCAAAAAAUGCCAAAUUAUAUAUAUAGAUAUAAAUGUGCGCGUGUGUGUAUAUAUCUACAGUAUAUAUAAUAAUACUUUCAAUCAAAGUGAGCGACUCGGUGCAUUACCUUCUGAUGAAUAAUAUUCAGCAAGUUAUUUAUUUAACAAUUUAUGUAAACAAUCGAGUCGAGCAGCAAUAACUUCGUAUAUAUAACAUGGUAAAUUAACCUGGAAAUGCUGCUUUUUUUGCCAACUACGAAUUAAAGUUGCGUGGUAAAACAUUGCUGAAGAAUUGAAGAACAUUGACAGUUCAAAAAAUAAAACAUUCUUAGGCAAGUCUCAAAAUACUAUAGUUUUAAGCUUAGUGAAACAAGGUACAGUAUUGUCACCAUUAUUUCUGUUAGGUAUAAGGGUUUUUUUUCUUUAGUUUAGCUGGAGCAGCCUUUUAAGACCUGGUACACUGGAAAAGGAGAGCAAUGGUGCUUAAUCUUUAUGGUAUAUGUUAAUAUUUGUUUGCAGUGUCGAAUGUCUUCCUGGAUAUAUAACUGCGAGAUACAUAAACAAAGAGCCUUUUCGCUGUGUUAACAAUAGAUGUCUUAAUUAUUUUAAAGACCUCAAUCUAGACUGCUUGAUUUAAGCUGUGCAGACUUACCAUAUUAUUGUCAACAUGGCUUUUAUUUUUACGCGAGGUGCGAAUCUGGUUUUACUGCUAUGAAUAUCUGUACAAGUAAAUUUGUACAUCGAUAUAUUAAUACGCUGUGACUAGCACCCAUUGUCACACUGGCAUUUUAAAGUUUGUUUUUGCUUUUUUAAUACUAGCGCAUUGUAAGAUGAAGUGGAAUAACAUUCUCAGGUUUUUAGUGUAUAAUACCACCGCUGCCUGCAGAUGGCACAAUUUCCUGUGCAUGUAUUCACGAUUCACAUAACUGAAAAUAACUGGAAAAUGCGUUCAUGUUAUGAUGAUUCAAGUACCUCCUGAGAAACUGAAGCCAUGUUGAUUACUGCGACAGCAGAGUCCAACGUGUUUUCUCUUUUUGUGAAUAAUUUUGCUGAUGAAAUAAUAUGCUACAUUUGAUGGUUGACAUGCACUCGUUUUUAUUUUUAAAAGACCAUGGUAUACUCUUGUACACCAUAGUAUUUUACGUAAUUGUACUUUGUUCACAGUAUACCAUGGCACUUUUAUAUAGCGAGGAUUUAUUGUUAAGGUUUACAGGUUUUUUUUUACAUUUUAUGGGAGCUCAUUAAAGAUGGAGAUGUGCUUUGGCCUUUCACAAUAUAUUCUUAUAAUGGGAUUGUGUUUUUCAAGACUGCUUAUCUCCUGAAACCUUAGUGUUUCUAGAAAUGUGGUAAUAUUUAAUUAGUAGUUGGUGUAUAGCUGAAGGAUGGGGUGCACACAAGUUAAAAAUCUUCUGGUCCAAUUUUACCAAAAUUGUGCAAUUAUUUAAAUUAACUCUGCAUAUUCUCACUCAAUCCAAAAGGAAUGUAGUUAACCUUCCUUUGAACUGCAAGCUGAAUGGGAUGUUGGGAAAACAUGUUCUCUUCUGAGCACACGAGGAGGAGUUUAGUAACUUAAUGACUGGAUAUGUUCAUUUGCUUUGUAAAUAUAUUUCUUGAGGUGUUUAAGAUGUCACUGAAUGGUGAGCUUCAGCAAAAGCACAAGUCGGAAUAUUUGUUUGCUUAUAUCCACGAUGCCUUGCUCAUGCUGGUAUGAUCACAGCAUUUGUAAUAUUCUUUGAUCUACAAUGUUUUUUUUUAAAGUUAAAUAGCAUUUACUGCUCUUGGAAUAUCAAAAUCCAACGGUAAAAUGAGCUAAAAACCAGUUAUUUGAUUAAAUGUUCAACACAAUAUGAUGUUCUAAAAGAACACUGUCCUUUGUUGAAUACAAACACCGUAAGAUUACAUGUAAUUUAGAUGAUCACAAAACCAAGUUAUUGCUGCUUUUUAACUUAGAAAGUGAUGUUGCUGCAUUGCCUUAAAUUCGUAAAAUUCAGAAGUCAUGUCAUGAAGUCAUGUCAUGAAAUGUGACAGACUAUUGUAGGAGUAUGCUGCUGUGAGACAAUGUCCUGUUUACUUCCCCACUAACCCUGUGCUGCAACUUGAUGGCAGAUGCUUGUUGACCGUGAAUCUAAAUCUGGACUUGCCUUGUACCAACCAUGUGGUCUUAUCCGAUUAAUAAUGCACAUGUUUUAGAAAGCAGUCUUUAACCGAUUCACAGUAAAAGAGUGGGGUCAACAAGAGCUCUUAUUUUAAUCUCGGUGUGUACAGUUGGCAGCUCAACUAAGUUAUAAAACUAGCAAAGUGGAUGUAUAAAAUGUAACACGUUUUUAGAUCACACUGGCCUGUCUUAUGGACACCACAAAAUUGUUAACACGAUUCAUAAAAAACGUAUAAUUGCUAUUUUUAGGUAUCUAGUUUUAGGAAUGGAUUGGUCUCAUUGUGCUGGCCCAGUAGCACAAAGUAACAGCUAUGGACUGGCUGUUAUGAUUAUCUUUUAAGGAUAAACCAGUAUAUAGUGCUGCUGUGUUGUAUUGUUGCUUAUCAGCCACAAUUUUAAAUGUAAAUAGCUGGUGUUACUUUGGGUUCAUAAUGCACGUGAAAAUACAGAAGCCGUGUUUGCAUUCUCUAUUGUGCAGGCAAUUACGCCCAGUCGGUAAUGAAUUACUAGAUCAGGUAUUUAAAUAUUACAUCAGCAUUGUAAGCAAGCUGGGUAGAAAUGCUUAUCUUCCCAAAGCUUCCAGUCCCAAAAAUGGUGUUUUAUUAAGGUAUUGGAAUGUGCCAUUUUUUUUAUUAAAUCUCACUACGUGUUGUUUUGAUGCGUUUUUAUACCUUAUGGCCAUCUUCGGCUUUGGACUAAACCACUGAAAGUAAGCAUAAGCUGUUGGGGCAUAACCAUUGUGAGCAAACCGGUACACUGAAAGAUGGGCACAUUUAAUGGUGUGUAGCAUGUACAUAUUGAACACAGUAUUGCACAAGUUAACAAAUGCACAAAACUGAAGUUCAAAGAUUGAGUCGCUGAGCUAGAAAAAAAACAUUCGUGUUGCCCAGAUGAUGGUGGUAGCAUCCAUUGCUUUUUGUGAUCCGACUGCCAACAUUGAAAGCCCGGCCAGAAUUAUCUGGCCUAAUUACAUUCCAGGGUUCUGGACUCGACCCUUAAGUCAGUGCUUUUCAAUCUCCCUGUGCUCGCCCAUAAAUAAUAGAUGUUUUCAAUUUCCAGUAACCACCUUUGUAAAUUAGAUAUUUUAUUAUCAUGGUUCUCAAACAAGAAAAUCAAACAUCACAGCAGCAGUCAUUUAAACAAGGUACUGUAACAUUUUGCGAGGAAUCCUUAAUUUUUUUCUCUCUCUAAUGCAACAUUGAAAAUAUUCUUGAAAUGUGAUUGCUUUAUAACAUUUAAAACCCUUGAACAUUGUCCCUUUAGCAGAAAAGUAUGCGUAAUAUAAUCAAGGUGCCUAUAAUAGUGGAAAACUGGACAAAUGAGGCAUUCCUAUUUCGUCAUCUGCAUACCCCAAUGCCUCCAAGGUUUUGAAUGAGCAAUAUCACCAGAUAAGUUAUUUUAUAAUCAUUAUUCAAAGUGUACUUAGUGUUGAAAUUUGUUUAUCAGCACUUUCAUAAUAUGCUCCUUUGUCAGUCCACUGCUGGAUGAAGGCUUCCCCAUGUUGUUAGAAAUGGGGGUUGUUUGGCCAUGGUUGAAUCAAAUAUUACUUUGACACAAUUGUAUAUGAAGCACAGCUGAUGUUUUCAGCUUGUCACCAACUGGGCACCAAGAUUUUCCAAUUGAUAUAUAUUGUAGGCCUAAUUGUCACAUUGAAAUUUCAAUGCAUUGAAUGAUUAAUGAAAAUCACAUCAGUUUAUAGAAUGAAACAUCUGUUGCACAUAGGACAAACUAUUUUGUGCUGAUUCUAGAUUUGAAGCUUUCGUGAAUGCAAGGAUUCAUACUCUUUGGUUUUUUUAGGUUAAGUCACGUAGGUAAAAUAAAUAAAUGAAAACAACUAAAUUAAAUCACAACGUUUCGGAGACAACAAGCUUCCGUCUUGUGUUGCCUCCGAAACGUGACUUAAUUUAGUUUUAUUUUAUUUUACCUACGUAACUUUACCGAAAAAACCAAAGAGUAUUUUGUGCUGGCAAAAAAGUGUCUCAUAUCUGAAAAAUGGUAAGUAGUGCUUUGAUUGCAAAAACAUGGGUUUAUGUAAACCACUAUUCACUUUUAUGCUUGUUGUGUGCCUCUCCAUUGGGGAUAUGGUCACAUGUACCCAAGUUUCACCUGAACUUGACACUGGAGAAUAACGAUUCACUCCCCAACGCCACCAACAAUGCAAUUCAUCUUGAUAAUUUGGGAUCUUCAGUCAAGUAUAUUUUUAUUAUCUUGUCCAUCUUAUUUGUUCCAGCUCAAUUAUUUUGGUGUACUCUUAGCCUUAAAAAUAAUUGGUAUCUAAUAACUACAUACUUUACAUUUAUUUUUAGUCAUCAGUUCUUAUAGAUGCUCAAUUCAACGCACGCACCUUAAAAUUAAGACUUUAUUUUAAGCUGUCACUGAAUCGUUAGACGUUUAACCUCAUCCAAUAAAACUCAACCAAGAAAGUUAACCACCAUCACAGUGGAAGACCAUGGGUUAAGUUAAGUGGCUGUUUUGGAAAUAAAAGGAUGAUUUUGAAACUGCUGUUUUUAGUUAUCCAAAACAUUCAUGAAAUAAAAUGAGAAUUUAUUUUAAAAAAUUA